GAGUGGGAAUUGAGAUUGGCCGAGUCCUGGCAGCGGGCAGAGGGAGAGAGGUUUGUGGGAUUCGAGGCAGUGGCAUCGCACGCAGGGUUGUUGUGGGAGAGUGUCCAUGGCGGUUCGCUCGCUGUCGAUGUCGCUGUCAUCGGGCAUCGCCGGAGUGCCGUGCCAAUUAUCCAUCAGGGAAUCGGGGCUCGGAAGCGCGAGGAAGAAUGUCGCGCUGCGAAGGGAGCAGCAGCAGCAGCAGCAGCAGAGGGCGGGGUCGCUGAGCAUCAUCAGGGCGCAGGAGGACGAAGGAGGAGCUCCGGCCGCGGGCGAGGAGGAUGACUUCGAGGCCCGGCUCGCCAAAUUGCAGCGGAAGGUCACGAGCGGAAGCGGCAAGAAAGCGGAGGCCAGGAAAGCGCGCAAAGAGGGAAUGGACCCCUCGAUGAUGAGCAGCAGCAGCAGCAGCAGCAGCUCCUCGACGAAAGACCUUUUUAUUCCGCCCGUGCCUCUCAAGGACCCCGUGGCCGAUGGGCUGGUUGUGGAGUUGGGCAUGAAGCCCUACACCGAGAGGCUGAACGGCAGACUCGCCGCAUUGGGGCUGGCUGCCGUGCUGCUCGUCGAGCUCGCCACCGGCGACAGCUUUCUCCAUUACCAUGACUCCGGCACUCUGUUCGUGCAGGUAUACACCGUAGUUGGGCUAGCGGGCCUGUACGCCAAGUGGGAGAAAGAGCGCAUUAGCGUCUGGCCUAAAGAUUAGUCCUCCAUUCAUUCAUUUCACCGUUUUAUUAAAUUAGUCGUGUGUCCAUUGAGGAUUGUGUCUCUG
This is a messenger RNA of Marchantia polymorpha subsp. ruderalis, 802 nucleotides long. The record is from the annotation of a GenBank genome assembly. NCBI's taxonomy places the organism in Eukaryota, Viridiplantae, Streptophyta, Marchantiopsida, Marchantiales, Marchantiaceae.